UCGCAGUGGUGGGAGUUAGCAUGCGACGGUCGGGAUUGUCGGUGCUGAUAUGAGGGUUGAUGAUUGGAGUUGAGCGGCUCACAUGGAGCGGAUGGAGCAGAUAAUGAGCCGGCUCAUUAAGCCUAACCCGGCUCCGGCCCGACCUACCCCUGCAUCAUUUCCGCUCUUACCUGCUCCACCUGCUCCAGGAUUCGCCCCCCAGUUUCCCCUUCUAGCUAAUCCGGCAGGAAAGAUCGAGUGUUUCAACUGCAAACAGCCCGGGCAUUUCGCCCGAGACUGUCCGCAGCCAAAACGUAAUCAGCCUCCCCCUGUUGCGGCCCCAAUGGCCCUUAAUCAAGGACGAGUGGCAGCUCUGAUGGACACGGACCAGGGAGGAGAGGCCGUAGCAUACGCUCCAGAACAGCCUUCCCCUUCAACGACAAUGGCGUCAACAUCAGGAGCCUCUUCCUCUGACGCUGCUGACGUGGUCAAUCCCCUCGAGUAUCUCCAUCUUGCCGGAAUGAUCGGAGCAAUCCGAUCGUCCCAAGAUGAUCUCGAAUGGAUCGAUCGCGAGUCCAAUCCUAGACCACAGUUUCGGAAAGGGGAUAUUGAUGUACUGAAAACGCUCAAGCAACUAGACAUUCGCGUGCCUAUCCCAGUGGGACAUCUGCUCACCAUAUCUGUAAAAGUGAACGAUAAGCUGUUACAACAUUGUCAGAAAAAUCAAAAGCGCUUCACCUAUCAGCGCGUACAACGGAUGUUGAAGAAGAAGGAAGAAGAAGUGCUGAGCGUGCAUGACAAUGACAUUGGGUUAACUAAUGUAAUUGAACAUGCCAUUCUCACGGGAGAUCAUCCGCCCAUUAGCUGCGCUCCCUAUCGAUACUCGCCAGCUCAACGAGCGACCGCUUUUCAACGGAUUAAGGAGUUCGAAGCGAAUGGAUGGAUCGAACCCGCUAUAGGACCAUGGUCCUUCCCUGUAGUGAUCGUACCUGCGAAGGCUGGGGGGAUUCGCAUUUGCAUUGAUUAUCAAAAGUUGAAUGAUAUCACGAUUAAGGAUGUGUAUCCCCUCCCCUGGAUUGAUGAGUUAUUGGAUGCGAUUGGGAGUGCUCGAUUUUUCAGCACGUUUGAUGUUCGUCAUGGGUUCCAUCAUCUUCUUGUCGGAGAGGAAGAUCGACCGAAAACAACGUUUGUGCUUUUCGAAGGCACGUGGCAAUGGAUUCGAUGUCCGAUGGGUAUCUGCAAUGCUCCUGCAACUUUUCAGCGGGCCAUGAACAUGGCCUUUCAGAAUUUCGUAUGGAAGACUUGUUUGGCACAAAGCAUCAUCAACUACUGCGUGAUUGUGUACAUGGAUGACAUCCUAGUGUAUUCGAGUUCUUAUGAGGGACACGUGCAGCACAUCGAAUGGGUAAUGCAUGCGUUACGAGAUGCAAGUUUUAAGGUGGCGCUUGAGAAGUGUCAAUUUUUCCUCACCACCGUUUCUUUCCUAGGGCACGUAAUGACAGACAAGGGACUCCAACCGGAGCCGCAGAAGGUGGCAGCUGUCAGGGACGCGUCAGUACCAACCACUAUCACGCAAAUUCGCGCCUUUCUGGGCUUAGCAUUGUAUUACCGAAGAUUCAUCAAGGGCUUCGCGGCAAUAGCGGGACCCCUCACAAAUCUCCUGCGCAAGGAUCAGCCGUUGAUCUGGACGCCCGAGUGCGAUCGAGCGUUUUCCAAGCUCAAGGUUGCUCUCAUUUCGGCUCCGGUCCUUAUAAGACCGGAUCCCGAAAAGCCUUUUGUUCUCAUCACUGACUGGCAGCCAGAGGCGAUUUCGACGAUCCUUGCUCAGGUGGGACCAAGCGGACUCGAGAGUGUGGUGGAGUAUGCGUCCAAAUCAGUACCCGCCUGCAAGCGCAACUACGCCGCUCCGACGGGAGAAUGCUAUGCGGCUCUCUGGGGAAUUAGUCACUUUCGUGCUUACCUGUAUGGGCGAAAGUUCACCCUGGUGACUCAUCAUGAGCCCCUGUUGGCUAUGAAGAAAUCGAAGGAUUACUCGGGCAUCAUUGGGCGAUGGGCAACGGUGCUGCAGAGCAUGGACUUUGACAUCCGCCAUCGGAAGUACGAGAGACACGGGAACGCGGACGGAUUGACACGGUUACACAGGCCUUAGAAAGUUCUGAAAGUGAGGAGGUGAUCCUGUGGAACGAACCCGAGCAGAAGAUUGGACCUCGGUACGGCCAAGUGAAGAUUUUGUCGAAGCAGUAAGUGACACGAAGACUAAUUUGCCUGCUCUACUCUCUCCACAAUUCAAUCCCGUCUCUUCCCCUCUGUCAUCAUGACUACUCCGCCUGCCUUCACAAACCCUUCUUCUCCUACUAAUUCUGCCGCACUUACUUCCUCAACUUUCUUUGCCACCCUCCCCGAUAAAUUUUGUUAUUUUUGCACGUGCAUUGCACGGGUUUAUGGGGUCGACUGUCAUCCCUUCGAAACUGGGUUUGUCGAUUGGGUAGAAUGUGCCACGUGUGUCAAUCGUGCCCACGGGGCCUGUGUACGAUAUCGAACGAAUAGCAAGGAAUGGAAGUGCCCCCUAUGUAGAACGAACAAGCUCCCCACGCAGGUUCGAUUCGAGGUCGCCCGUACGGACAGUCCUGAAUACGACGAAACAUACCGACGAGCGGAGGUCUAGACAGAUAAAAUUUUAUUAGCGAA
Messenger RNA from Chara braunii, 2667 nucleotides. The record is from the annotation of a GenBank genome assembly. NCBI's taxonomy places the organism in Eukaryota, Viridiplantae, Streptophyta, Charophyceae, Charales, Characeae.